This is a messenger RNA of Ruditapes philippinarum (Manila clam), 1485 nucleotides long. RefSeq lists its product as uncharacterized. The record is from RefSeq and is a predicted model, not a curated record. The transcript has 5 exons. The coding region runs from base 126 to 836 and encodes 236 amino acids. Lineage: Eukaryota; Metazoa; Mollusca; Bivalvia; Venerida; Veneridae.
UAACCAAACAACUCAACUAUUAUAUACUUUGUCUUUGGCGUACCGUCGUCAUUACGCUGUUUUACAUGCUUUAAUCACAUAGAUGGUUGGGAAUUGAUUUUACAAACCGGACUGCUUUUUCGAAAAUGAAAUUAUUAGCGUGUUGUAUGGUUGUUGCUGGAUUAAGUCUCGCGCUAGGUCUGGUUCUGGAAGAUAGUGUUGAAAGCCGAUUGGCCAGUGUUGAAGCAACGCUACAACGUGUGCUAAAAGAGUUGUCCGUAGUGCAAGGGUGUAGUUCAGAUUUCUGUGAUAUCCAUAGGUCUAAAUGGUCAACAUGGAGUACAUGGUCAAAGUGCACGGGGCAGUGUAAUCAAGGAUAUGGGUCAAGUGAGCAAACAAGGACACGUGUUCGCACGUGUAUUGGUGAUACACAGGGGUCACAGGGACUGCAGUGCACGGGCGACACCACGGAAACGGACAAAAGACCAUGCAAUGCCGUGGAACUUUACGGUUGUUUAAACACCGCACAGAACACUAACAAUACUUAUGGAAUGGUUUACAAUUUCUUUGACGAGCUCGCGCAAAGCACGUGCACAGCUGCAGUGAAUUCUGCAUCACACGUGCUUGCAAUCCGACGGAAUUGCAACACUGGAACAGCACCGGACUGCUCGCAGAUCUGUGCAAACGCUGGAUACCAUUGCUUCGAUGAACUACAUGUAUAUCCGCCUUCCAAACUUCUCCACCCGGAUGUUUACAAAGACGAGGGUAAACCGGGACUGAUGAUGUACCGGUACUUUUCCUGUACAUGGAGCAGCGGGUCAUGUGGCCCUAACUUUUGCUGUUGUAACGAUGCGUAAAACGCUUUGCAUGCUGGGGAAAUUGUCGUCUGCUCAAAUGUGUCGUCUGCUUAGUUUUUUUAACGUAAUUUAAAGCUGCAUGCCUCCAAAUGAGCCAAAAUAUUUCAAGAAAAUUAAAAAUGAGAAAAAUGUAUACUAAGAUUUUAAUAAUUCAAGAAUUCACAUGUUUAAUAACUGAUAUUACAGUAUUUAUCCCCAUAUUUCUAGUGCAUAUAUGUAACUAACCUAGUAAGGUCUAUUUUUGUAUAUUUUUACCUCUUUCUGGUGAUUUACGGGGAAUUGUUUGUGCAGUUUGCGGUGUAUAAAUUUCUUUCUUAGUUCACUUCAUAAUAUUUCACUUUUAAAUACUUUUUUGAAAUUUUAAUGAAAAUAACCAUGAGUCAGGAGACAUGCUGCUUUAUUUUUAAGUAAACAUUAGUUACUUUGUCUGGUAACAGGAUAUCGUUAUCUAGGCGUUUUAAAAGAUGACUCACGUGAAUAAAUGUAACCCAGGGCAAUCUAAACAGAGCGCCUUUUAUUAACAUGUUAAUUUGUUUAGGUAACAAAAUUAUUUAUGAUGAAUGAUUCUUCGUUUUUCUUUCAAGCUGGUUAGAUUAUGUUACCUUAAAUGAGUUUUUGUGAUGAUUUAAAAUAAACGUCUAACAUAUAU